AUGAAUCAUGCACUUGAAAUUGCCUCUCUUCAUUCAAGAACAAAAAGAAAUCCAACCAAUCAACAAAGAGAAGCAAUUUUUGCAGCUGUGUUGCUGCAAAGUGUGAAUGGAAAAUUAAAGAGAAGUUCUGUAAGAGAGGUUGCUGAAUUGUUCUCGACUAGUAUCAACACAAUGCGCCGAAUUUGGAAUCGAGGGAUGGCUUGUAUUACUAAUGGAGUGAUGGUCAAUGUUUACAGCAAAAUGCCUUCAUGCGGUCGCAAACGAGUACCAAUCGACUUCACCAAAAUAAGGGAUAUUGAUCGCGCCCGUCGAACAAACAUCCUAUCAUUGGCAGCGGCAAUGAAAGUCCCAAAAACAACCAUUCACAGUGAUGAUGAAAAUCAGCCAAGAAAAUUCAAGAGUAUGUACAACUAUGUUCACAUUGAUGAAAAAUGGUUCUACAUGACAAAAGAAGCGGAGAGGUAUUAUCUACUCCCGGAAGAAGAAGAACCUCACCGCACUUGCAAACAACCAGCCCGACGAUCCAGUAAAAAUCACCCUGCGGGUAUAUUGGAGACAAAGGCAAUAAUAUCGGUAACCAAAGAUAUUAUUCGCUCUUGCAUGAUUAAUCAAGUUUUGCCUGCAAUCCACUCUAAAUGGCCACAUUCUAGUGCACAUGAAACCAUAUUUAUUCAACAAGACAAUGCAAAGCCACAUAUCCAACCAUUCGAUCUUCAAUUUGUUGAAGUGGCAACGAAAUAUGGAUUUGAUAUCUGUUUAUCGAAUCAACCUCCAAGUAGUCCGAACAUGAAUGUUUUGGAUCUUGGUUAUUUUAGAGCAAUUCAAUCAUUGCAACAUCAAGAGGCGCCUAAGACAGUUGAUGCGCUUGUCAAUGCGGUGGAAAAAUCUUUUGAAGAAUUGUCGACGGAUAGUCUUAAUCGUGUGUUCGUAUCAUUGCAAGCGUGUAUGGUUGAAGUGAUGAAAGUUCACGGGGGAAACAAUUAA
Molecule: messenger RNA, 984 nt
Organism: Rhododendron vialii
Lineage: Eukaryota; Viridiplantae; Streptophyta; Magnoliopsida; Ericales; Ericaceae
Exons: 3
Coding region: 1-984 (327 amino acids)
Molecular function (GO): nucleic acid binding
Source: RefSeq, a predicted model, not a curated record